Sciurus carolinensis (gray squirrel) is the source of this 3133-nucleotide messenger RNA. RefSeq names its product glycosylated lysosomal membrane protein (gene Glmp). Gene Ontology annotation, cellular component: lysosome. Lineage: Eukaryota; Metazoa; Chordata; Mammalia; Rodentia; Sciuridae. The transcript is spliced from 6 exons. The record is from RefSeq and is a predicted model, not a curated record. The coding region runs from base 41 to 1258 and encodes 405 amino acids.
UCUCCAAUGUCUUCCAUCUACUGAAUUUGCUACCGGCUGCAUGUGUGGUGGUGGGGAAUCCCUCUGGGGUUGGGGUCCCCGUGUCCCCAGCCCCCUGCUACUCUUGAGUCUCCUGUCCACAGCUCCACUUGGCCUUCUGGGAGAGGAGACCCGCCAGGUGUCUCUGGAGGUUAUCCCUGGCUGGCCAGGCCUCCCCCAGAACCUGCUUCAUAUCCGGGCAGUGGGCACCAACUCUACCCUGCACUAUGUGUGGAGCAGCCUCGGGCCUCCAGCAGUGGUGCUGGUGGCCACCAACACCCCCAACAGUGUCCUGAACGUCAACUGGAGUCGCCUGCUGUCCCCUGAGCCUGAUGGGGGCCUGAUGGUGCUCCCAGAGGACAGCAUCCAGUUUUCUUCCGCCCUUAUUUUCACCAGGCUGCUUGAGUUUGACAACACCAACAUGUUCGAUGUGGCAGCAGAGACCCCAGGAAAGCCAUAUCCUCCAUAUUCCUUGGCUGAGUUCUCCUGGAACAACAUCACAGGUUCACUGGACCCUGCCACCCUGAGUGCCACAUUUCAAGGCCGCCCUGUGAACGAUCCUACUGGGGCUUUUGCCAAUGGCAGCCUGGCCUUCAAGGUCCAGGCCUUUUCCAGAUCUGGCCGUCCUGCCCAACCCCCUCGCCUCCUACACACGUCUGAUACCUGCCAGCUAGAAGUGGCCCUGGUUGGGGCCUCUCCCCGAGGAAACCAUUCCCUGUUUGGGCUGGAAGUAGUCACUGUGGGGCAGAGCCCUGACUGCCCCUCAAUGCGGGAGCAGCACUCCAUCGAUGAUGAAUAUGCACCUGCUGUCUUCCAGUUGGACCAGUUGCUGUGGGGCUCUCUCCCAUCUGGCUUUGUGCAGUGGCGACCAGUGGCUUUCUCCCAGAAGCAGGGGAGUCGAGAAUCAGCCCUACCCUGCCAGGCUUCUCCUCUUCACCCCAUCUUGGCAUACUCUCUCCCCCAGUCACCCAUUGUCCAAGCCUUCUUUGGAUCUCAGAACAACUUCUGUUCCUUCAACCUGACAUUUGGGGCUUCCACGGGCCCUGGCUACUGGGACCAACACUACCUGAGCUGGUCAAUGCUUCUGGGUGUGGGCUCCCCUCCCAUGGAUGCCUUGUCCCCGCUAAUCCUAGGAAUCAUGGCAGUGGCCCUGGGUGCUCCAGGGCUCAUGUUGCUGGGGGGAGGCCUGGUCCUGCUACUGCACCACAAGCAGUGCUCAGAGUACCAGUCCAUAAAUUGAGGCUCACUGACAGAGGGAAGGACAUUCCUGGACCUGCCUUGCUGUGCCUUGAACUGCUGGAGGUUGGAGGGUCAAUGUUCCAACUUUUCAUCCCCUCCCAAGGCACUUUUCUGUGAAACCCAGGUGGAGUCUCCUAAAUACCUUGUGGAGGGGCUGGGGUCAGGGUUAUUGCUAAAAGGUCUCCUUGGUAGUGUUUACUUGUGUCAUCCUACUUCCUUGGUUGAGACUCAAAGGCUAAAAUGAGAGUGACCCUGAAGGGUAUGAAAUAAGACUUAUUUUUUUCCACAAGAUUCCAGUCUCAACAUGUUGAUAUUGUUGAGUUCAUUUGGGGCUGGUUCCAGGGAAUGGAAGGACUCAGAGAUGGGUUUGGAAGACAAGUUUGUUUGAGGUCCCAUUUUCUCACCAGAUCUACUUCUCUCCCUCCCUAUGAUACCGCAACUCCUGCCAGAUAUCUUCUACCAGGUGGUCCCAGAAGGUUUCUGGUGUAGUCUGAAUCAAACAAGGAAGGGAUACUUGAGAUUGGGCAGGGGAGGGACAAACAGGAAGAAAGAACCAAUGCAGAUGCAGACUGUGGUGGUAAUUUAUUCUCCCUCUCUUUCUCUCUCUCUCUCUCUCUCUUUCUCACACACACACACAUACACAUACUCGCCCUGGGUUAACAUCAACCAUUGUGCCUUCUAACCACUCCCCCACUACCACACAUGUGGGUACACACACCACUCUUGGGAGCCAUAUUUCCCUGUCCUCUCUUAUCUUCUCAUAGGAAGCGUGACAUCUGGAAUGUUUGGAUGUGAGAAGUUACAGGGGUGUAUAUAGAUUAUAAGAGAGAGGCAGUAGCUCUGGACGGGGGCAGCUAGAAUAGUCUUGAGUCUAAGAAGCCUUGAAGACCAGUCACAGAGGGUCCCAAACCCAGGAUUCCAAUGAUUUCACCAAAUGUGAAAGUUCUUAUUUGAUCUGAUGCCAGCCUCUAUCCUUGCCAAUCUCUCCAGUCUCCUUGAGUUCCUCCGGUUAUUUAACUGGCACAGAAAGAGUCAGGGUUCGACUGUGGCUCUGCCCGCUGCCUCAUGAAGCUGAGGAAUGGGGCGGAGUCCAGCAUUUGGGAGGUCUAAUGGCAGUCAGGGUUUGCUCAGGAAGGAACCAUGCCUCUCCCCAUAGGCUGGACCAUGUGUCCUCAGCUUUCUUAAGGGACAUCAACCUCCUUCCCUGCUAGAAAAAUCCCUCUUUUAUGACUGUGCCAAGCCUCAGAAGUGAAGGACAACAGCGGCUAAGAGGGAACAAGGGUCAAUCCAGAUUCUGAUGGAAUGAUACCCCUAUGGGGCAGUAGCAGGGUUCCUCCCACAAAGGUCCCAGGGCUGGAGACAAAACCCUGGCCUGGGGCUCGGUUCAGAAAAGCAUGACCCCUGCGCAGGACCGCGCCUCAGCCCCAGGGGCGUGGCCUGUAGUCGGAGGCGGAGCGUGCAUGGUCCGGGUAGUCUAGGCGGCUCUCUGAGGCAGUGAGCAUGCGCUCUGGCUCCACCACGAACAUGUAGUACAGGUUCCACACCAGCAUGGCCAGCAGCGGCAGGAAGGUCAGGCCAUAGCCGAAGCCUCGGAAGGAACGGCCCACGGCGAAGGUCAGCCAGUAUAUCAGCCUGCAGCGGGGAUGGCAAGGGUCGGGUAUAUCAGCCAGUUGGCAAUAGGUUGACGUGGGAAGAAGAGUGAAGAAGGCAGGUGGGGGUUGGUGUGAAUGGUAAAGUUUCUGCCAAGAACAGGACUAAUUACUGCAAGUGCAUUAUUUAAUUUUGAUUUCCUACAUCCCUCUCGGUAAGUCUAUUAUCUCAUCUCCUUCCCCUCUUUUAUUUACUUUUAAAAUUUCAAUAAAAAUUUUUGAGUCGG